This is a messenger RNA of Dimorphilus gyrociliatus, 3500 nucleotides long. Lineage: Eukaryota; Metazoa; Annelida; Polychaeta; Dinophilidae. The record is from the annotation of a GenBank genome assembly.
GAUUCGAAUUGUACUAUGUAAAAACCGGAAGCAGUAAUGUUUUAAAGUUUAUCAUUUAUACUGCUUACUUUCCAAUUAUGACAAAUCAUAUUAUUGCAAUCAGGAUGUAUUUAAUAAUGGAUUUUACGGUUUAUCAAAUCAGAGAACGAGUAUCAUAGAUGAUGCAACUCUAAUUCUCUUAAUCAUCUCAUUUUUGGUUUCGAAUCAUCAAGAUAUUAUCAUUCCAUCGAAGAAUUCCAACCCACGAUGAUUAACUGUAACAGUAAAGGAUUAAAAUCAAAGCCGAAUAACUGUGUAAAAUUCGCUGAUAAUUCCUUUGAAAAUGACCACCACAAAGAUGUUCGUCCUACAAGGGAAUCAACCAGUAGAAGCAUCUCAGAAUCUGAUAUACUCGAUUCAUCUGCAGCAAUGAGAAAUAGUUUCAAAGCAAAUUGUUGGGACUCAAGAUAUAAUAGAAACGAAAGUCUCCAUCUUUGCGGGUAAGAUAAAAAUUUAUUAUAUAAAUAAACUGUACAUGUACUUUACAGUAUGCUGUAUAGUAUGUUGUAAUUACUCGAAGCAAAAUUUUCUAAGUUCAAAAGUGGGACAGGUUCAAUCCAAAGUGUAAGAAUUAGGUCUCAUAUGGUUUAUAUUAUGAAAAUUAGAUAUAUUUGCAUGGUAAAAGGUAUUUCAAGAUGCAUUUUUGCGUAUAUGCCUAUACAUACUAAUAUAUUCAAACUUUAAAAAACCUUCUGCAAAAAGCUUGAAAUUUUUUGAAACCUUUUUCAAUAGAUGGAGCGAGUGUAGUAUUUACACAAUCAGUAACAAUUCAAAGGUUAUUAUAUAAGUUGAUAUUCUGCUGCUUAAAAUAAGCCUUACACCUUCUUUUAACUGAUUAUUGGAGACAAAAAAAAACCGUAGAGCAUCUUAUCUUUCAGUUGAGAAAUAUCUAUUUCACCUCACCUGAUCUCAAUAUUUGGGACAGUCUACUCUUAUUGGAUAUUUUGGUUAACUAGGAAUUACAUUCUUGCAUAUAAUAAUCUCUUUGAAAGUUGUCCAUUUAUUAAGAUCGAUAUUCUUGGCCUCUUUCAUGUGUUGUUGAAAUUAUUGUCAACACCAGACGAAUAUUACAGCGUAAUUAUAGUAAAAACACUGAAUAUCGAAUGUGGGGCGCAUGAUAAUUUUAGCUAUCAAUGCAGCAUACAAAAGCUGAAAUUUAAAGUUUAUUGUUGCAUUAGUGGGAUCUGACAAAAAACAUGUGUUACCAAGGUUAAUGAAUCUACAUGAAUGGCUGUCCAGAGUAGAACUGACUGUUUCAAACGACCUGUUGAAUGCAACAUGCCAAACAAAGUAAGAAAGAGAACCUCAUAUCUUUUCGAAGAAUCUGAACUGCAUAUAUUGAAACAAGGAGAAGAACUCAAUAUUGACAGUCAAGAAAUUGACUGUCAGGGAUUAGAAAGUAGUAAUACUUGGCCAAGGAUGGUAGCAAUUGAAGAAAAUAAAGAUAUAGAUGAUAUUAAAACAGUUUUGAAAGAUGGCUGCGUUAUAAGAUUGAAAAAUUUUCUCAGACGAACUAAAUCACUUUAUGGCGCAUCCCAAAACGUUAAUUUCGGUCCUAAAGCCUGCAUUGUUCAUACACAAUCAGCCGUCCUCACAAUUCAGGAUCCAAGUAGUCAACGUUUAGCUUGGUCAAAACCUCCAUUCGCCGUACUCGUUAUCAAGAAAAUCUUUGAUGCAUCAGUUAUUCAGCCUUUUGUUGACUUGGUUAGAUGGUUAAUUUCCGUAAAGAAGAUGGUAGUUCACGUUGAAAAGAAAGCUUUAAACGAUGAUCACCUGAUGGAACAUGAACACUACAACUACAUUUGCCACAAUGUCAAGACUUUUGAAGAAGAAAAAGAUAAUUUGACCAAUCGAAUUGAUUUCGUAAUUUGCCUUGGAGGAGAUGGCACUCUACUCUACGUCUCGUCAUUAUUCCAACAAAGUGUUCCACCAGUUAUGGCAUUUCAUUUAGGAUCAUUGGGUUUCCUUAUUCCCUUUGACUUUUCUGAUUUUAAAGAGAGAGUAUCUUCGGUUCUUGAAGGGAACGCUGCCUUGACGUUAAGAACUCGCCUAAAGUGUGUAAUCUGUAAAGAUGGAAAUGAGGAAAAGCAUUGCGACAUUAAUAAUCAUGAUUUCAAAACGGUUGACACGAGCAAAGACAUUCUGGUGCUAAAUGAAGUUGUCCUGGAUAGAGGACCCUCAUCUUAUUUGGGAAAUAUUGACUUAUACAUUGAAGGAAAACUCGUGACUUCAGUUCAGGGUGAUGGAAUCAUUAUUGCAACGCCAACAGGAAGUACGGCUUAUGCUGCCGCUGCUGGAGCCAGUAUGCUUCAUCCGAACAUUCCUGCAAUACUAAUAACGCCAAUCUGCCCCCAUUCACUAUCUUUCAGGCCUAUUGUAGUGCCGGCUGGUGUUGAAAUACGUCUAUCGGUUUCCCCUCAAUCGAGAACUUCGGCAUGGGUUUCCUUCGAUGGUCGAAAUAGACAGGAGUUAAACGUUGGAGAUUCAGUAAGAGUAACGACUUCAAUUUAUCCAGUUCCAAGUAUUUGCGCUAGCGAUCAAAUGUCUGAUUGGUUUGAAUCCCUGGCUGGUUGCCUUAAUUGGAACGUCAGAAAAGCUCAAAAAGCAAUUAUAAAAUAAUAACAAUAACAAGAAAAACAUAUAUUAAUAUAAAUACAGAAGGCUUUGAGAGAAGUAGAAAGCUUGAAUUUUUCGUACAUUUGUUUUAGUAAAGUUUUAGUUGGACUCUAUUAUAGAAUCCACCUAUCUGUUUUUUAAUAGUUGAACUUUUUACCAUUAUUUUACGAACAGUCUGAACUUAUUAUAUAUAGAGAAUUUAUUUUAAACGAAAUAUAUCAAUAAAAUAAACAAUAUAUACAUAUAAAUAUUAUAUGAACGUGUUUUAUCCUACUAAACUUCCAUCUUCAUUCCUCGGUCUACUAUCUCUUUUUCUAUUUUUCUGUUUACUUCUUCUCUUAGUCUUUUUCUUCUUGACCGCUUUCUCUAUGAUUUCUUCGUUCAAAAAUUCUACUUUGAUAUUGUUAUCUUUACACAUUCGUAAAAAUACUUCUUUUGGAGAUGUUGGUUCAUUUGACACUACGAAUUUUAUUUCCGGUAGAGCAAGUUCUGACUCAGAAUCGUCAUUAUCGGAAGAAUUAUUUUGGAAGAGAGGCUCAUCUGUAAAAUGUACUUAAUAUAUUACACAUUACGAAUUCAGUUCAUAUAAGUAACGGCCAAUUUAUUAUUUAAAGGUUGUUUAACAUCUUACUAUUUAAUUCUGUUUUAUUUCGUUUAUUAAACGUUUUCAUCAAUCGACUUGACACGGCAGCUUUCGUUACUAAUGCAGUUUCACUCUUUCGUUUAUUUUUGUUUUGAUUAGGCAUCUUUUAAGAGCUUCUUACGAGAUCAAUCAGAGCACAUGUGAGCGAUAAUAUAACCAGACCAUCAAUGUAAACAUUCGAAGCUCCCUCUAUCGAAAAUUC